GGGCCUUGCCACAGUUAACCAAGCAAGCAAGCAACCAACCAACCAACCAAAGAACCGAUCUGGUUCACCGCCACAAGCCAUCCUCCACGUCCAGUCAACGGAUUACCACUAGGCUCCACUACUGUUGGGCAGGUGGCAGGUGUGCAUAAGUGCAUAAGUAUAACAUAACUGUGACGAGAGGCAGCUGCUAAUUAAUGUGUGAAUUGUAUCCGAGCCAAUAGUAAUUGAGGAAAACCAACAUAAUCUGUAAAAGUCUGCUCUGCUCUGCUCUGCUCACCUUACCGUGGAAUUCGCGGUUGCGCACUUCAAACUUGUGAAUUGUAAAAACAGUGUUCAAAUAUAUCUGAAGGAAUAUGCUUGGGCUCGAACGAUAAAGUGGCAAGCGAUACAAGUGAAAGAACGCAAAACUUAAUCUUAUAAAACAACCCGUUUAGUAACUGACUGUAAAAAGGAUAAAAACAAAUCCCAUGAUGAACAGUGCACGAGAAGUACUGAUUCUGACCCUCUUGGGAUUCUCCUGCACCACACUGGGGCGCAAAGUUUCUACGGGCUACCAUAUUGUGCACAGCCAGCCGUCCUAUCCCAACUUCCAUGGAUUCAGCUAUCUUCAGGGCUCAGCUCCGUACAUAACUGGAAAUGGACUGCCAAGUGCAGCAGGAGCUACCUCACCAGCCCCACAAACACCAUUUGGAUCGGCAGCUGGCCCUCCUAUUACUGCCUAUGGCUACAGUUUUCCAACUCCGGGUCAAGUGUCUUGCGCUCAAUCCCCCGCAGUGUGUGAGAAAACAGCAUAUCGUACAUUGGAUGGAUCCUGCAACCAUUUGGAGCAACCCGGACUAGGAGUCGCAAACAAUAGGUAUGGUCGUCUGCUGACACCUAAAUACGCUGACGGCAUAUCAGCACCUACUCGAUCGGUUACUGGAGACGAACUGCCCAGCGCUCGCCUAGUCUCGUUGGUGGCUUUCGGGGAGCAGGACGUACCGGAUCCAGAAUUUACGCUCCACAAUAUGCAGUGGGGCCAAAUCAUGACGCACGACAUGAGCAUGCAAGCGGGUGGUACUCAAUCAAAGAAACAUCCGACUCGCUGCUGCACGGAUGAUGGCCGCCUUAUUGGUCUAGACACGGCGCAUAAGACUUGCUUCGCCAUCAUCGUACCUCCACACGAUCCGGCAUACUCCCAGGUGGGCACUGAAUGCCUCAAUUUUGUCCGAACACUCACAGAUCGUGACUCGGGCUGCCAGUACGCGGGCGGACCUGCAGAGCAACUGACCGUGGUCACAUCAUAUCUGGAUCUAUCGCUAGUCUACGGCAACUCCAUACAGCAGAACAGCGAUAUUCGAGAGUUCCAAGGGGGUCGCAUGAUUGUGGAGGAGCGCAAUGGAGGCAAGUGGCUACCACUAUCCCGCAACGUUACCGGGGACUGUGAUGCAGUCGAUGCCAGCGAGGUCUGCUACAGGUCCGGCGAUGUGCGUGUCAAUCAGAAUCCCGGCCUAGCGAUCCUGCAAACAGUUCUUCUGCGCGAGCACAAUCGAAUAGCCGAUUCUUUGGCAGCACUUAAUCCCCACUAUGAUGACCGCACACUUUUCCAGGAGGCCCGCAAAAUCAAUAUAGCCCAGUACCAGCAGAUAAGCUACUAUGAGUGGUUGCCGAUUUUCCUGGGGGGCGAGAAUAUGUUAAAGAACCGGCUGAUCUACAAGGCCCCAAGUGGCAGCUAUGUCAACGACUUCGAUUUAAAUAUUGACCCCUCAGUUCUGAAUGAGCACGCAACUGCUGCCUUUAGAUAUUUCCAUUCGCAGAUUGAAGGCAGAUUAGACCUUUUGUCAGAGAUGCGAACAGUUCUCGGCUCACUUACCCUGAGCGAUUGGUUCAAUCGUCCCGGCAUCAUUGAAGUCGGUGACAAUUUUGACUCUCUUACCAGAGGCCAUGCCACACAGCCCGAAGAGUUGACGGAUAUUAACUUUGAUAGACAGAUCAAGCAUUUCCUGUUCCGCCGAAACAUGCCUUUUGGUUCCGACCUCAGAUCGUUGGACAUACAACGCAAUCGUGAUCAUGGCCUUGCCUCAUACAACGAUAUGAGAGAAUUCUGUGGGCUGAGACGAGCUCAUUCGUGGGAGGACUACUCCGAUUUGAUCAGCGUCCCCAUAAUUCAAAAACUUAAGUCGCUUUACGAUAGCCACGAGGACGUUGACCUGACGGUGGGAGGCUCAUUGGAGGCACAUGUUGCUGGAGCUUUGGCAGGUCCAACAUUCCUGUGCAUCCUCACCGAACAAUUUUACCGAACUCGCGUUGGUGAUCGAUUUUUCUUCGAAAACGGCGAUAAGAUCACCGGCUUCACCCCUGAUCAACUUGUCGAGCUUCGUAAGGCAAGUAUGGCGCGUUUGCUGUGCGAUAAUGGAAAUCACAUUGCUUCAAUGCAGCCUGAAGCAUUCAGGACCGUUUCCGGAUCGAAUCCUAUUAUGCCGUGCACAAAUAUUCAACAAAUCGACCUCACCAAGUGGGUUGAUCAAAAGCCAUAUGCCACAGCAGACCCAUCAGUUCAUUAUGGAAGAAAAUGAUUUGGAUAUUUUAUUAACUAGUUCAAUAUAAAAAAACACCUCUAGCCUAAUCAGUAUAAUGAUCAUUAAUAUGAUUGCCCUGUAUCAUAUCCCCCCCCAAUUGAUGUACAGAAAUAAAACCUUUACCA
This is a messenger RNA of Drosophila obscura, 2683 nucleotides long. Its product is annotated as peroxidase. Lineage: Eukaryota; Metazoa; Arthropoda; Insecta; Diptera; Drosophilidae. Gene Ontology annotation, biological process: response to oxidative stress. Gene Ontology annotation, molecular function: peroxidase activity; heme binding. The record is from RefSeq and is a predicted model, not a curated record. Bases 468 to 2555 code for a protein of 695 amino acids. The transcript has 9 exons.